Molecule: messenger RNA, 702 nt
Organism: Symbiodinium sp. CCMP2456
Lineage: Eukaryota; Dinophyceae; Suessiales; Symbiodiniaceae
Source: the annotation of a GenBank genome assembly
AUGGCAGACGCCAGGGCUAUAGAGCGAGGCUUUGACAAGCAUCCUGACUAUCCGACAUGGUCACGCCAGGGCUUGCUCAUGAAGGACCUGGACGAUCCAAAGCUGGGCGGCGACAAGGGUGUGCAGCAGCUGCUUCGCAUGGUUUCCGGCGAGGAGUCGGAAGGCAUACCGGAACUGCCCCUCCGGUGGCAAGCGCGGAAUGUGACUGUCCAGGAGACGCCAGAUCCCCAGAGCCAGCUGCACAUGGACACCUUCGCACCGAUCGUGAAGGUCUGGGUCUUCCAAGAUCCUCCCGGGGUGAGCUUGGAUGAGGGUCCGCUCCUGUUUUCACAGCGGAGUCACCGGAAUUCCGAGGCCAAGCUCCGGUGGAUGCAUGCCUAUGCGCAAGAGCCAGCCUCUGAGGCAAGGGCCGAGCCGUCCUUUCGCCUGCGAGGUUGCGCAGCAGCGGCCAAAGCUGCCGCAGACUUCGUGCAGGCCGUGGAAGGCCAUUCGAUCCUCGAGGCAGCCGCCCCGGCACAGCCGGUGCUGCCCCUGCCGGGUGUGCGCCGGACGCUCGUUCUGGCAGACACCAGCGCGCUGCACGCGCGAGGUACCGGCGUGCCAGGUCGAGUUCGCUCCUCCUGGCGCCAGGCCGGUGAUAACGACGGUGGCCUCAAGCGGCUGAAUCCGUAUCGCUGGACGGAGGCCAAGCCAGAGCUUUGA